Messenger RNA from Perognathus longimembris pacificus (Pacific pocket mouse), 2280 nucleotides. RefSeq names its product Cas scaffold protein family member 4 (gene Cass4). Gene Ontology annotation, molecular function: protein binding. The record is from RefSeq and is a predicted model, not a curated record. Gene Ontology annotation, cellular component: plasma membrane; cytoplasm. Gene Ontology annotation, biological process: cell migration; cell surface receptor protein tyrosine kinase signaling pathway. The coding region runs from base 1 to 2280 and encodes 759 amino acids. NCBI's taxonomy places the organism in Eukaryota, Metazoa, Chordata, Mammalia, Rodentia, Heteromyidae. The transcript is spliced from 6 exons.
AUGUCCUCCAUGAGGAAGCGGAUAGAUACGCUUGUGGUACACAGCUGGGAAUUUCGACCUGACUCUGCGGAGCACACACGAGCGUACACGAGCGUGCCCUACCCUGGGGCUAUCCACACUCAGACCGACCCCUCACCCCAGAUACUGCUGGCCAGGGCACUUUAUGACAACCUCCCUGACUGCUGCGACGAGCUGGCUUUCUCCAGAGGCGACAUCCUGACGGUCCUGGAGCAGAAUGUGCCGGAGAGCGAGGGCUGGUGGAAGUGUCUGCUCCACGGGAGGCAAGGCCUGGCCCCCGCCAACCGGCUCCUCGUCCUCCCGGAGGGCCCCCCCGACAGGCCCUGCGCCCCGUUCCCGACAGCCCUGGAGGAGGAUGACCUCCCAGGUUCCGAGGGGACCUACGAGGUGCCCACCCCGCGCCGGCCGCCCCUGCCGGGCCCCGUGUAUGAGCCCAUGAAGAGCUGGGUGCCGGCCACCGCCCAAGCCUACGAGCUCCCCGAGCCGCCUUCCGGGGCCAGGGUCGUCUGUGAGAAGACGCUGAGCUUCCCCAAGCAGGCCCUCUUUGUGCUUCCUAGACCCACCAGGGCCUCGCUGUCAACUCUGUCUUCCCAGGUGUACGACGUGCCUCCCCAGAGCCGGGUCCACUCAACCCUGAAGGAGCCAGAGAAGCAGCCAUUGUACGACAUACCAACCAGUCCCCAGAAGGCAGCCCUCCACGCCCCCGUCAGCCAUGCAAAUGGGCAGAGCGUCGCCCUGACAGCGGCCCCCGCCCGGGGAAGGACCGGCUGCAGCACGCUCCCGAACCCUCAGAAACCACAGACCUGCGACAAGGCAGCGCUCAGGCAGAAGAACGCCAGCCUUCCAGACGUUUCUCCCUACCCCUCGGCAGCACCCAGAGACUCGCACCCCUCCGCGGCGGGGGUCCACUACAAGGUGCCGUCCAGCUUCCUGGCGCCCCGAGUGGAGCAGCAGAACACCACGCCCAACAUUUACGACAUCCCUAAGGUCGCGGCAAGCGCGCUCCAGGCCGGACGUGAGCCCCCAGGCCACAAGGCAUCCCGGCUCUCCGGGAAGACAACUUCCCCGUCCCCCGAGCCCCACCGGCUCUCCGUCUCCAGCUCGGACAGCAGCCGAGCGAGCACCAUGUCCUCCUGCUCCUCCGCGUCCACCGACUCCUCCGCCAGCUCCUCUUCAGAGCCCCCCAAGGAGCUGCCCCUGGACCUGGAUUCCGACACGGCCAAGGAGACAGCGAUCACCCUGCAGCGGGAGGUGAUCGGCGCUGCCACAGGCCUGCUGCUCUUCGUCAAUAGGAAAUGGAGGUCCAGAGACUCUCUGGAGGCCAACGUCCAUGCCAUCCACCGGGCCGCUGACGGCGUCGAGGAGUCUCUAAGGCGCUUUCUGGAUUUUGCUCAAGGCGUGGGGGCAGCCGCCUGCAGCCUGACAGACAGUCAUCUUCAGGCCAGAAUCCAAGCUCAGCUGCAGACCAUCUCCAACUCCUAUCAGAUCCUGCUGGACGCCAAGGGAAGCCUGGACAGCUGCAAGUGGUCUCCCGACACGCUCGGGAUGGACAAAGUCCAGAACAGCCCCGAUGACCUUGAGAGGUUCGUCAUGGUGGCCCGAAUGGUUCCAGAAGAUGUCAAGAGGUUUGCCUCCAUUGUCAUUGCCAAUGCCAGGCUCCUUUUCACUCAGAACUGGGAAAAAGCGGAGCCCGUGCGAUUAGUCCCCAGGGCGGUGCCCACGCACGGAACGUGCACCCGGCUUCCUCACGGGGAAAUCGAAUUGGGCCAGCAGAAGCCUUUCCACAGACAAAAGGAAAACCAAGUCUCAGCGGGAAUGGGGAAGAGAAGUGGGACGGCCGCCUGUGGACAGGGCCCUAGCCCUCUUGUGCCUCAACCUUGGAGUCAGCAGAGCCCGGAGAGGAAAAUCCGCCUUUCCGAACACUGCCGGCUGUAUUUCGGGGCUCUCUUCAAAGCCAUCAGUGUAUUUACCAGCAGCCUCAACAGCAGCCCGGCCCCCGAGGUCUUCGUGGCGCAGAGCAAGCUGGUGAUCGUGGUGGGGCAGAAGCUGGUGGACGCGCUGUGCGCGGAGACCCGGGAGAAGGACGUGCGCAACGAGGUCCUCUGCAGAAGCAGCCGCCUCUGCGGGCUGCUCAGGGACCUGGCGCUGGCCACCAAGCGCGCCGUGCUCCAGCACCCCAGCCCAGCGGCCCUGGAGCACCUGCGGGCAGGGGUGCGGAAGCUGGAGGACCACGCGCAGCACUUCCGGGGGACGCUGGAAUGA